Parastagonospora nodorum SN15 is the source of this 834-nucleotide messenger RNA. RefSeq lists its product as hypothetical. Gene Ontology annotation, molecular function: shikimate 3-dehydrogenase (NADP+) activity. The coding region runs from base 1 to 834 and encodes 277 amino acids. The record is from RefSeq and is a predicted model, not a curated record. Gene Ontology annotation, biological process: chorismate biosynthetic process; shikimate metabolic process. The transcript has a single exon. NCBI's taxonomy places the organism in Eukaryota, Fungi, Ascomycota, Dothideomycetes, Pleosporales, Phaeosphaeriaceae.
AUGAUUGCGACGUCCCUUGGUCUUCCGUGGACCUUUCACAGUACUGAGUGCGACACUGUCGAAGAAGUUGCAGCGCUUGCACGAAAGUCAUCCACUGCUGGUCUCGUCGUGACCAUGCCAUACAAAAACACUGUAAUGCCACUUCUUGACGAGCUAGACGACCUGGCGACGACUAUCGGAGCUUGCAACAACAACUACCGCCGGGAUGGCAAAAUUGUUGGGACAAAUACAGACUGGCGUGGCAUCAAGGGAUGUCUACUAGAGAAAGGAGACGAGAGCUCUCGGCCACGUCCUAGCCGCACGGCAUCAGCUCUGGUUAUUGGGGCCGGAGGCGCUAGCCGCGCAGCCGUUUAUGCCCUCAGCAGCCACCUUAGUUGUCCCACGAUAUAUGUAUUAAAUCGCGAUGUUGCGGAGGUGGAGGCGCUCAACACCGAUACACAGAAGAUGGCUGUUACUCCCAAAAUCAUCCACGUCAAGUCUUUGGAGGAGGCCGAAAGCUUGGAAGCGCCGUAUUACAUUGUUGGUACCGUGCCAGACUUUGAACCGCAAACGAAAGCCGAGAAAGACGUAGCCGUGAUCCUAGAGCGUUUCCUCUUGAGUGAUAGCAAGGGCGUACUGCUUGACAUGUGCUUCAAACCUCGACGUACCAGAAUGAUCAAGCUUGCAGAGAAGCUUGGAUGGCCAGUUGUAGAGGGAACUCACGUUAUUGGCUACCAGAUUCAGGAACAAUGGAGGCUCUGGGCUGGAGACGAGCGAGCUUCUCGCCUGGACGAGAAAGCUGCUUGGAAAACUCUCUUGGAUGCAGCAGAAGAGAGUACAGCUAUAAACUUCUGA